Molecule: messenger RNA, 5034 nt
Organism: Brienomyrus brachyistius
Lineage: Eukaryota; Metazoa; Chordata; Actinopteri; Osteoglossiformes; Mormyridae
Gene: rasal2
Product: RAS protein activator like 2
Exons: 18
Coding region: 829-4644 (1271 amino acids)
Biological process (GO): regulation of GTPase activity
Source: RefSeq, a predicted model, not a curated record
GAGGUCUUUUGUCGAAAUAAGCGUGCGCAGCUGCUCUGACUUUUAAAUUCACAUGACGGUAUUUUUUCAACUGUUUCAACUGAAACACAUUAUUGGGAAGCAUUCUGGUGACAUUGAGGAUCGGGAAUUAACUUUUUCAUGAUUUUUCUUUAAGUCGUUGCACGUUUCUAUAACGCCAUCGCGAUCAGAGCAGAAUGGAAGUUUACAGUAAGCGGCGUGAAGUUUGUUGAUAUGUUAGACGGGCUCGUAGAACAUGAGCAGCAGCUGCCAUCAAACUUUCCAGUUGACUCACUAGAUUAUAUGAAAUGCAAACCUUACAUACCUACGGCAUUUUUAAUCCUUUAAUGAAUUUUUUAAUAGUGAUUAGAGUAAAAUCACGGCAUAAUAGUAAAGUUUAAAUAUUAUUUAAUCAUUGGUAGUAGAUAAAAGGGAACUAAAAGUAUAUGUCAAGCAAACGGGAGCCAUAGUAUGUACUGUAUCCGCUAAACCGUUCGGAUAUUUCAGUAUUUAUAACUUCUGAAUAGAUGUCGCUGGAUAAUUUAAACUGUUUCAACCCGAAUUGGGCGUCUGUCAGGGUGGUCCGACCUUUCCGCCGCCGAGGAAUAGAUUAUAAGUGGGUGGAUCUGUAGUGUGUGUGUAUGAUACCAGGUAAGAUUGCUGAAUGAUAAAAGGAUUUAUGAAAUUAUCAUUCAAUUUGGCACAAGCAAAAUUAGAUCUAUGUGCACAAAUUAGAGAGGAAAGUAUCUUCAGUGAAAGGCGUCGGCUUCUUUUGUAGUCGCUAUAAGUCCAUAUGUUCAUCCUAUCCUCUGUCCUGGCAAAGUCCUGGGAAUGAUGGAGUCAUCGCAUGUAACACAAAUGUACUAUAGAGAAGACAGCGGCACGGUGGCUCUGUAUGCUUCCAAAGAUGCGGACAAUCCUAAAAAGGGACGGCUGUCUCUGGAUCGCUUGGUGGACAGAGUUCUUGUGGGAUCUGUGUGCCACCAGCAGGGACGGAUGCGCGUCUUUGGUGUGAAGGGUCCUCCCACCCACCGGCUGUCUUGUGGGCAGUCUCCCAGUUCAUUGACCAGAAUAUGGAAGGAGAAGGUCUGCCUUCUCACUGACAGUCAGUUUAUCCUGGUGAGCAUGGAAGAAGAGAUGCUCAUGGGGAGUCAUACAGCGUCCAGCAAUCGAAUUUUGAGACGAACCAUCAGUGUGCCAUCUGAGGGACAGCUGCAAGACUACAUCCCAGCAAAACCCCUAAACCUGGAAGGAUCAGCUGAGCGAUCACCCAGAAGACAGAGCAUAUCAGGACUGGAAAGUGCAGAAAAGAAAAAUUCAAUGGAAGGAUUCAUCUCCUCUCCUUUCAAAGUCCCAGGUUUUUUCAGCAAACGUUUGAAAGGAUCCUUCAAGAGGACAGAGAGUCAGUCUAAACUGGACAAGAGCUCAAGCAUUCGGCUCCCUUCUUUGAGAAUCAUUGAUAAUGACAAGACUCGAGGCCUGUCGAAACUGAACGAUUCACACCCUGACUCGCUCCUUAAUCCAGAAAGUGCAGUUGAGAUUUUGGACCUGACCAGAGAGGAGGAUGUCAUGAUUAAGCCCUUGCACAGCAGCAUUCUGGGUGAAGAGUUUUGCUUUGAGGUGACUUACUCUAGUGGGAGCAAAUGUUUCAGCUGCCCGUCAGCAGCUGAGCGGGACAGAUGGAUAGAAGACUUAAAGCGAACGGUGCAUCCUAACAAGGACAACUGCAGACGAACUGAGAAUUUGCUUCAGCUUUGGAUUAUUGAGGCCAAGGAUUUCCCGGCCAAAAAAAAGUACUUUUGUGAGGUGUGCUUGGAUGAUGUCCUUUAUGCCCGCACUACCAGCAAGGCAAAAUCUGGAAACCUUUUUUGGGGGGAGUAUUUUGAGUUUUCCAGCCUUCCAAAUGUUUCCAGUCUUACUGUCCACAUCUACAAGGAUAUCGAUAAAAAGAAGGAUAAAAAUAACUAUGUGGGCCUGGUUAAUAUUCCAACUGGGGGCAUUAAAGGUAGAUCUUUCACAGAGAAGUGGUACCCUGUCAGUACUCCUACAGCAAGCAAGGGGAAGGUGGGGGGGCCUACGAUCCGCAUCAGGUUGCGCUUUCAGGGUGUCCCCAUCCUGCCAAUGGAGCAGUACAAGCAGUUUGCAGAGUUCAUCACCAAUAAUUACAGUAUGCUCUGCUCUGUAUUGGAGCCUGUAAUUAGUGUGAGAAGCAAGGAAGAAAUGGCUUCUGCCCUGGUCCACAUCCUUCAGAGCACAGGGAAAGCUAAGGACUUUCUCACUGAGCUGAUCAUGUCUGAGGCAGCCACCUGGGUGCACCAUGAUGUGCUCAUCUUCAAGGAGAACACACUGGCUACCAAAGCUGUUGAGCAGUACUUGAAGUUGGUAGCCCAGAAGUACCUACACCAUGCCCUAGGGGAAUUUAUAAAAGCACUGUAUGAGUCUGAUGAGAACUGUGAAGUGGACCCCAGCAAAUACACAAGCUCUGACCUUCGGGAGCACCAAAGCAAUCUGAAGAUGUGCUGUGAGCUGGCCUUCUGCAAGAUCAUAGGCUCAUAUUGUGUUUUUCCACGGGAGCUUAAGGAGGUCUUUUCAGCAUGGACGGAACGCUGCUGUUCCCUCGGGAGACCGGGCAUCAGCAAGCACCUUAUCAGCUCCUCACUUUUCCUGCGGUUCCUCUGCCCUGCUAUCAUGUCGCCAUCACUCUUUAGCCUCACGCAGGAAUACCCAGACAACCGCACUUCCAUAACACUGACCCUCAUCGCAAAAGUCAUUCAGAACCUGGCGAACUUCACUAAAUUUGGCAACAAAGAAGAGUAUAUGACUUUCAUGAAUGACUUCUUGGAGAAGGAAUGGGCCACCAUGAAUCACUUCCUGAAUGAGAUCUCCAACCCGGACAACAUCUCCAGCACUACAAGCUUUGAAAGCUACAUUGACCUGGGCCGCGAGCUUUCAGCCUUGCAUUCUCUCCUUUGGGAGGUAGUGCCACAGUUAGACAAGAAGACGCUGGCCAAGCUUGGUCCGUUGCCCCAGAUAUUGAGUCACAUCAGCCAGUGUGUGUCCAGCCCCACGCCAGUCUCACUGCAACUGCACCAUACCCAGAACCACAGCUCCUCCGUAAACAUCAGCAGCAGUAUUUCCCUCAGCCUGCAGAAGAUAGAUGAAGAUCCUACCAGCAGUGAGAUGCCUGUGCAGUCUACAGUCCAGAAGAAUGUAGACAGCAUCUUCCCAAUGAAGAGUCUCACCACUGGCCAGCAGUCUACAGAAAAGAUGAGAGUUCAUGAAAAGGAGGAUCAGGAAAAUCCUCUUCCCAAUGGCCGUAGCAUUUCUCUGAUGGACCUGCAGGAUCUCCAGCUGAGUCAUGGUGAGGGAAUGCCACAGCGUGAACUCUCUGUCAGGCUCAGCUGCAUGAGCUCUCAGAUGUCUGCCGGCAUCCUGCGACUCCCCAAUGCUUCUCUUCACUCUUUAAAUCUGGGACCUUCGACGCCGAACGACCUGCCCCAAAGUGUCCCACAGAUGCGGAAGCCCCUCCAUCCCACGAUCAAACAGCAGAGCAACUCGCAGCCUCUGUGCUUCCAGAAUCCUGUUUACCAGCUGGUCAAUCUGCCUGCUCAGUCAGGAAAAUCUUUACAUCCAGGCUCGAGCUCAGAGAGUCUCAACAUGGAGAGCUUGCGUGGCCUUAGCUGCUUUAAGGAAUUCUUCCAGAGCAACAUGAGCAUGGCAUCCAACAGCAGCAUAGAAGAAUGUGAUCAUGGAAGAGCGUUAAGCAAGGAGUGCUUUACUGCAUGUCAGCUUGGGCAGCCAGAGCCCGAUACCCUGCCCCAGCCUGCUGGUUUGUCUCCACAGAGUCACUUGAGCACCCAUCAUAUUGUCAUGGGUGCACAAGUAUGCUCUAAUGAUGGGCUCCAGACUCCAUGCUCCCUUCCUCACAGCUCCUCCUUACAGAGCAAGAAAGGCACCAGCAAUGGGGCCCUCCGUAAUGACUGUUCCUGUCAGCAUUCUGCCUCCUCCAGGGACAGCCCAAUACUCCUUGCCAGGGAGUCAAACAAGCAGGUGGCUGUACCUAUCGAAUCAGUCGAAGUAUCCCCAGUGGACAGGACAGCUGCUUGGGUGCUGAAUAAUGGGCAGUAUGAAGAUGAUGAGGUGGAAAAGCAUUGCCCAAGUCGGGAUGGAAGCAAGUGUAUAAAAAAGUAUGAACUUGAAAUCUCCAAGUUGAAAGAACGUCUGCGAGCAUCCAGCCACCGCCUGGGCAAGUACGAGCACUGCCUUCUGACUCAGGAACAGCAGAUGCAGAAGCUGCUGCUUGACUACAAAGUGCGUCUGCAGGAUAGUGAGGAGAGAUUGCGGCGGCAGCAAGAGGAGAAGGACAUCCAGAUGAAGAGCAUCAUCUUUCGAUUGAUGACUGUAGAAGAUGAACUGAAGAAAGACCAUACAGAGAUGCAGGCAAUCAUAGAUGCCAAGCAGAAGAUUAUUGAAGCACAGGAAAAAAGGAUCAUUGCAUUGGAUGCUGCUAACUCCCGGCUAAUAAGCACCCUCACGCAGGUGAAGGAGUGUUACAAAAUACAGAAUUUGUGCAACAAUAUCUCACACACAAGCCCCAUCAAACUGUCCAUCACUGAGAAUGGCGAGUUCAAAAACAGCGGCAGCUGAACAGGUGCUUUCCAGCUGCAAGAUCUUUGGCAACAUUGUGGGGAAUGGAAUCAGAAUGUAUAAAUAUAUUCGCAUUGCACAGAAAUUUAAAAGCUGAGAAAAUCUGAAAAUAUGUUUUUUCCUUUUUUGAAAGAAAUGGGUGAUAAUAUACUGAGCUGUAUUUGUAAAUGUUUUUCUUCAUUGCAGCAGAGGUGAUGUAAAAAGUGAUGGAAAAUAUAGGUAGCUUUGUGUCUGGGAAAGCAUGAAUUACUAUUGUAUCUAAGAACUAGUGUAUCUAUUUACAGUUUUGCACAUGGUUGUGCAAUUUCAAAAAAGAUUUUAACUAACAAGCCCCAGUUUCAUAAAUAUUUCCUGGCUCAGCUUGCUAAUAAAAUUUCUGGCAAAAGACUC